AUGAAAGCUAUCCAGAUCCUAGGCAACGUUACCGCGCCAGAAAUCACCAUCAAUCCUUUGAUGACCAAACCCACCCCCCAAAACUCUGAGCUUCUCAUCAAAGUCCACGCUGCAGGAGUAACAGGCGACGAAAUAAUCUGGCCAGAGCCAUACGCUUCCGCAACCCGAAUCCCAGGACACGAAAUCUCGGGAGUAAUCACCUCCACAGGUCAAGAUUACAAAGGCUCCUUACGCAUCGGUCAAGAAGUCUUUGCUCUUCUCGGCGCAGACAGAGGCCAGGGACAAGCGAAUUAUGUCAUCUGUCUACCAGAUGAAGUUGCGCCGAAACCGACGUCGCUACUCCAUUCUGAGGCUGCGGUGUUGCCUAUCCCGAUUCUUACGGCUUGGGAGGCAUUUUCUGAUCAUGCAGCACUUGUGGCUGGAAUGAGGGUUCUUGUGACGGGAGCCUCGGGAGCGGUAGGAACGUUUGCUGUUCAGUUUGCCGCACAGGCAGGUGCGCAUGUUAUUGCGUUGGCUUCGUCUCGGAAUCAUGAGAUGUUGAGGCGGUUUGGUGCACACGAGGUCCUUGAUUACAGUACCGUGGAGUGGGAGACAAAAGUCAAAGACGUUGACGUGGUUUUCGAUACUGUGGGUGAAGAUGUGCUUAUAAAAACCUGGGAGUGUGUUAAAAAAGAUGGAGUCAUCGUGACUAUUGGAGACCCUGCACCAGCUUGGGCAUUUGGACGAGGUCAGGCUUCUGAGGCUGUUGAUCACCCGGAUGUGCGAUAUGUGCAUUUUAUUGUGUCUCCUCAUUCGGAGCGACUAGGAAAGGCUGGGGGAAUGCUUGAUGCGGCUUCUUUGGAGAAGCUGGCUGUGAAAUCAUUCCCCUUAAAUGAAGCGAAAGCAGCUUGGAAUUAUGCUCAGCGAAGAAAUCGUGGUCACAAAGUUGCGAUUGAUUUUAUCGAAUGA
This is a messenger RNA of Penicillium odoratum, 948 nucleotides long. Its product is annotated as NADP-dependent oxidoreductase. The record is from RefSeq and is a predicted model, not a curated record. Gene Ontology annotation, molecular function: oxidoreductase activity. The transcript has a single exon. The coding region runs from base 1 to 948 and encodes 315 amino acids. NCBI's taxonomy places the organism in Eukaryota, Fungi, Ascomycota, Eurotiomycetes, Eurotiales, Aspergillaceae.